Messenger RNA from Drosophila montana, 579 nucleotides. RefSeq lists its product as uncharacterized. The record is from RefSeq and is a predicted model, not a curated record. Bases 46 to 579 code for a protein of 177 amino acids. The transcript is spliced from 4 exons. NCBI's taxonomy places the organism in Eukaryota, Metazoa, Arthropoda, Insecta, Diptera, Drosophilidae.
ACGCCAUAUUGCAAUAGGCUUUAAAAUUUAGUUUGAAUUGACAACAUGAGGAGCACACAUCUAGCUAUUAUUUUAUUUACACUAAAACUGGGUUUGGUCGUAGGAUCUCUUAAAUUCCAGAGCUUAGAAUGCAUCGUUCAUAUUCCCCGAGUCGUAAUUGUUGAGGAAUGUCGCAUUCGGGCGUUUAAUCGCACUCAAAAUUCGCUAAAUCUUAAGGUACAUCUGAAAGAAACUAUAUCAAAAAUGCAAGUGAACUUCAAAUUUUUAAAACGUGAACGUGGCGGUUGGCAUCCGUUUCUAUAUUCGAUGACAUUGGAUCUGUGUAAAUUCUUUCAGAGUCCCAAUCGACAUCCGCUGCCCGCAAUAAUAUUUUAUUACGUCAAAGAUUAUACAAAUGUAAAUCACAGCUGUCCCUUUUUGGCGAAUACGUAUAUGGAAUUGGGUGCAUUUCAGCUGGAUGAACUGAGCAUUAUGAAACGAUUCCCCGUCGAAGCCGGGCAAUAUGCAUUACACACAUCUUGGUACUCGAAAAAUCAAUUGAUCUUUCAAGUAAAUGGCUCGGUAAAUUAUAUCAAAUAG